Wallemia ichthyophaga EXF-994 is the source of this 435-nucleotide messenger RNA. Its product is annotated as Transport protein particle subunit trs23. Gene Ontology annotation, biological process: endoplasmic reticulum to Golgi vesicle-mediated transport. The record is from RefSeq and is a predicted model, not a curated record. Lineage: Eukaryota; Fungi; Basidiomycota; Wallemiomycetes; Wallemiales; Wallemiaceae. Gene Ontology annotation, cellular component: TRAPP complex. The transcript has 3 exons. The coding region runs from base 1 to 435 and encodes 144 amino acids.
AUGACAUUCCCUCUGGUGCACAGUCUGUGGAUAUUGAAUAAAGCAGGCGGAUUGGUGUACUCGCGGUCUUUUUCUGAUCAAUUGCCGGGGCUCAACUCUAAUGAGCAGCUCGUGUUGGCUGGCACAUUGCACGGUGUGCAUGCCAUCUGCUCGCGCAUUUCCCCAAUCACGACCUCUAAAUGCAGCGGUGUACAAGUACUCGAAUCCGAUUCGUUCGAUCUAACUAUCUUCUUGACAAGGACUGGCACAAAAUUCGUCCUGAUUACCACACCAGGUCAUCCAGCUACCCAGGCACUCCUCAGUAGGGUUUACGAGGUUUACGCAGACACAGUAAUGAAAAAUCCUUUCCAUAUACCUGAAAUGCCAAUACGGAAUGAAAUUCUCGACAGGACGCUCGAUGGAUUCCUGCGAACACCCGAUUUUAUGACUCAUUAG